This is a messenger RNA of Acytostelium subglobosum LB1, 2286 nucleotides long. RefSeq lists its product as hypothetical. The transcript is spliced from 5 exons. Lineage: Eukaryota; Evosea; Eumycetozoa; Acytosteliales; Acytosteliaceae. The record is from RefSeq and is a predicted model, not a curated record. The coding region runs from base 1 to 2286 and encodes 761 amino acids.
AUGUCAACUCCAAAUGAACAUUCAUCAACAUCGUUGGCGAGUAGUAGUGGCAGCACUACAUCUACAGCAUCGAAUGCUUCAACCAAUAUAAGGUCAUCGCCACCGGCUACAACCGCAACACCAGCAGGUGUGCCAGUUGGUGAGUUGUUCGAAGUGCGUUGCCAGAGCCAGUAUCUGCAAUCCAAGCUUAGCACUACAUACGAUCAACUCAAGUCUUCGUUCAAAGAGGCCGUCGACAAGAAGAACUCCUCAAGGAUACAGGCAGCACUCCAGAACCUAACAUACUACCGUGUCGAGAAGGACUUACUCGAUCCACUACUCUCAGUGAUCUCAAUGACUGACGACAAGAAGACAUUGAAGUUGGCCUACUACUUCCUCAUUGAGUUGUCUGAGAUAAAGAACAUAACGACUAUAUUCUCAAAGGAGAUGCAACAUAAGGAUAUAUCACGAAAGGUUGUAUCAUUGAAGACAACGGCAAUGUUGGCGCCCAAUGAUACUUUGGUCGAUGCUAAUAUCACAGAGGUCAUCUCGGGUAUACUGAGAAAGGUUGGCGAAGACCCCGACAAGGUACAGAAGAAGAAGGUUGGAUUCUUCACCAAGGUGUCUGAUCUGGGACGUGAGCGCGCACUCUUGCAGUACGCAUGCUUUGUCGCCUGCCGAAACAGAUUCAAGAACAACCCAUCCUUGUUCAUGCCCAUCGUCGAGGGCAUCAAGUGUGCUGAUCCAGUUGGCGCAAGGCAUGCCGUAUGCCUGACUCACAGUUAUGCUAAAGAUGACCCAGCGACUAUUGCAGCGACGAUCAAACGAUUCUUGCCAUUGCUAAAGGCUAACAGGGGAAAGGAGGCUGUGGCCUUGGUGGACCCUUUUGCUCGCAGGACCUUCUUGGCCACAUGUAGUAUGAUUGCAUUGUCAUCGUCACCAGAUGGAAAGGACUUCUUCCAGAACAUAUGCCAGAGUGUGAUGGACAACAACUUGGGCGUGUGGUGCAGUGCCGUAUCCAACCUGACUAAGUUCCCCUGGAAGACGCUGGAGACAGCGAUGAUCGAGGCGAUCGUCGUGGACAACGACACUCCCAACCACUACGACACACAGCCAACCGCUGUGCCCCUGAUCACCGGCAUCUGCAACCAGAUCAAGAACGCGUUCAACACUCACUUCACGGCGCAUCCCGCCCAGCAGUCCAUCCCCUUCACGCACAUGGUCUGCAAGCUGGUCAACGCUCUGUCUCACUCGUACGUGCGCCACGCCUAUCCCAAGGCCGCGGACGGCUCACCCGCCAUCGGCACGUGGACCGAGGUGGACAAGACGAUUCCGUCGUCACUCACACACCCCUUCUCGGUGCUGACGUCGUCGAUCAUGGGCCUGCUCUCCAUCUCCCCCAACAUCUCCAUCCGCAUCCAGGCACUGCGCGCUCUCGUCUGGCUUUGCCCAUCGACGCUGUGUCCUGCGUCUCGCACAUUCUUUGAAUGCUUCCGCAAUCAGUUGCGCGAGCAAUGUCACCCAGCACUGCUGUUCAAGGAACUGUUCAUGGAGCUGUACAAGCGCACGGUCGUCACGCCUGUGCUGGCACCAUCCGUGCUGCAGCUCGUCUAUGACUGGAUCGACAUUGUGCCGCACAAGGUUGAUACGCCACUGGCCAUUCAGAUCUGGACCAAGAUCAUCGAGUUUGGUCGCGAGGGUCGCGAGCGUGUCCUGCAGAACUGCUUCGACGUGCUCGAUCGCUCCAUCCAUCCAGACUUCCGCGUGGUCAGUCUCGAGAUCCUCAAGGACAUUGUUCAAUUCCUCGGCGACAAUGCCAACAAGAUCACGUUGGAGGGUGAGGCUGGUGACAACCAACCAGUCACAGAUCAGGCACUCAACUCCAUCAUCUUGCGUCUCGAGCAAUACGCCAUCUUCCACCCAUGGCAGAUCCGUAUGGCCAGUGUCGACGCCCUCGCCAAGAUCGCCUUCCUCUCCUCCACGCCCUUCCGUAUACACAUAUACCACUUCCUAACGACUGUGCCCAAUGGAUCACAUGGAUGGACCACGGUCAAGUCAAACAAUGCUACGAUAGUUUGUAUAUUAGAUCAAUUGUUGACACUUAGAAGCAAGUGGCUACCAUUGUUAUCAUCAUCAUUGAGUGCGCCACAAAAGAAGGAGUUGACAGAUGAUCACAACAGUAUGUUGCUACAGAUUGGCAUGUACUUUGAUAGUGUUGGCGCCGCGGCCACCUCCACUUCCUCCACUUCAUGCUUGCCAAGCGAUUAUAUGCCAUUGGGUGUAGAGACAAGACAAUAUGUAAAAUAG